AUGGGGGCUCAUAGACCCGAGCUGCAAACACGGGUCUCCGGCUUGGAGAGAUUUGGCAUCCCAGUACCCUCUGCCUCUCGUCCCCAUUUGUCUGUCCCCCCACAUCUGCUGCUGCUGCCCCUCGUGGCUUGGAGCCGGCUGGGGGUCCGGCUGGGCUAUGGAGGUGGUUACUACGAUGCUACUGUCGCUGCAAUUAGAGCUGCUGCUGCUUCUGCAGCUCCUGCUGAAAAUGGAUGCAGGCCUACUGCUGCAGCAACACCUGCUGAGCUGCUCAGCAGGCUUCAGUCAACAGGCUCUCUUUCCGCAGCAGGUGCAGCUGCGGGAGUACAGGAUGAGUCGGCAGUAACCGCAAGUGACGCAACAGCAACAGCAGGAGGCUGGAGGGGUCCUCUUGUUUGUGGUUUGUCUUUUAACUGCCAAGAGUUAACCACGGAGGCUCUCCCUCAUGAGGACCACGACUGUCUGCUUGACGCUGUAAUUUCAGAGCGAGAUAUAUAUAUAUGCAACCCUGAACUUGCUCGCAUGAUGGAGCAGCAGCAAUGCGUAGCGACAAGAGGUCACGAGAUACUGAACAGGUUGCCCAGUCUAACAAAAGGUGUUCCUUAG
Messenger RNA from Eimeria necatrix, 606 nucleotides. RefSeq lists its product as hypothetical. Lineage: Eukaryota; Apicomplexa; Conoidasida; Eucoccidiorida; Eimeriidae. Gene Ontology annotation, biological process: tetrahydrofolate interconversion; folic acid-containing compound biosynthetic process. The transcript has 2 exons. The record is from RefSeq and is a predicted model, not a curated record. Gene Ontology annotation, molecular function: 5-formyltetrahydrofolate cyclo-ligase activity. Bases 1 to 606 code for a protein of 201 amino acids.